AUGUUUUCUCAAGACGAGGAUCAUGAAAACCAGUGCAGCAUUGAUGCUGAAACUUACCUUGAUGGAGAGAACAAAGACAUGUUUUCUUCCAGCAGUAGCGACUUCGAGGAGGACCCUGGUGCUUACCGCAACGACCAGGACGCAAGCGGCACAGCUGUGAACCUUCAAGGCACUGGCCAUGAUAUUGCUCGACAUCUUCUGCCGUCGCGUCCUGGGCCAGGGCAUACGGUUUACUCUGAUUGGAAGACGGAGGAGUACGAUCCGAAGCUUUACAGGCUGAACAUCAUUGAUUACUUUCACGAUGUCGAGGGGCGAUCUCGGCCAUACGUGGAGGAUCAGGAGUACGAGGGUUCAAACAUUCGCGCUCAAGAUUAUUGGAACCUGAAGCGGAUAGCUAGACAGAUCAAAAAAGGAUUUCAGUCCACCGACAGCAAUUUUUGUAGAUACUACCAGAAAGAAAAUCUCGCAAAGAUAGAGCAACUUGUCCCCUCUCGACAGGUUAAGUUCGAGGCUGGAGCGAGGAUACGAAGAUCUCUGAGCUUGUACGCCUGGAGGUAUCGACGUCGCAAGGCAGCGAUCAAGAUACAGGCGACGUACCGCAUGCACCUCGUCAAGUUUGUGGUGCAGAAGGAGAGGGCGGAGCGGAGGCAGAGGAACAUGGAGCUCAACGCAAGAGAGGAGCUGGCAAGAGAGAGGGAGGAAAAGAAGACGGCUGCCUCUCGCCGCAAGACGAGGGGAACGGCGAGCAGAGGAAAGACGGUUGAGAUGAAGGAAAGGAAGGAAACAGCGACGAGUGAUAGCGCAGGGUCGAUAGAGAGCAGAGCGAUCACAAACAAAGGAGUCACGUUUGAAACCAUGGACAUGGAAGACAAGGAUGAGCUGAAACAUGAAGAUGCAGAGGGCAUGAAGACUGAGAUGUUAUCUUUUGUGAGUUUUCUGACCAACACAGGUUCAAACUUGGAAGCAGAGAUUCUUGUUCUGCAAUACGAGGACGAGAGCGAGGAGGAGGGGACUGAGCAAUCGGAGACGUCCUCGUCUUCGUCGACAGAUUCGGAAGAUGACGAGUAUAAGGAGGAGCUGAAGAGGAUCAAGACUCUGUUGAAGCAGAACGGCAUGUCGCGCGUCGAUAUCUCUCCUCUCCUCGCGCUGGUCCGAAGGUCCAAGGAAGAAGACGCAAAGUUCAGCGCCAUCGAGCAGAGCAAGCUGGAGAUGGUCCGCACGAUCCUCCAGGCAGACGACAAGAUGCGAGAUAAGUGCGCGGCUUUCGUGCAGGCGUUCUGGAGAGGAAAGAUGCAGCGAAGAGCGUUCGAGGAGGAGAGACGACAGCAGAAGCUGCAGGCCAAGCUAAGGAGGGAUCACUGCAUGGCCACUAACAUCGCCCGUACCUUCCGAGGUCACAUUGCCCGCCGCCUCUUCCGCUACUCCCUGCUGCACGCGCAGAGGAACGAGAGGAUCUCGCGGGUGCUGGAGAACGAGCGGCUGGUGCGCAAGGUCAUCCAGGAGAAGCUCGCGGCGCUUCGCCGUCAGCUCUCCAUCGCCGUCAAGCACGUGCAGCGAGUGUUCCGCGGGCACCUGGGGAGGAGGAGGAUGGUGGCGCAGCGGAGGUUCGCAUGGGAGCUGCUGCUUCACUCUGCCGCUCGGAGGAUCCAGCGGAUGUAUCGCGACUACGUGGACAGGCAGUGGGCCGCGUACGUGGGGAAGGGAAACCUGCAGGUGCUGGUGGGGAGCAGAGCAGCGGCGGUGAUGAGGAUCAGGAGGCAGAGGAGGGCGGGGGAGCAGGGAGGGUCAUACACGCUGAAGCCUCCUCUUGCAAGCUUCUACCACAAGGACGUGGUCAACAGCGCGAGUAACCUCGAGGACGGCGUGCCCGCGCGAGUCCUCCCUCAACAGGCUCCCCUCCUGCGAAUCCCGCCCUCCAUGCCGGCUAGCGAGAGACUGAGAAAGCGGUGGGGGAUGAAGGAGGAGGCGGUGCUGGACUCGACUGCUAGGGUUCUCAGCUUGGCUUCUGCGAAACUUGAGUCCCUGCGUGACUUCCAAGGGGGGGAUGAUGAUGAUGAUGAGGAGGAGGAGGAGCAGGAGGAGGAGGGUAAACCCUUGAGGAACACCAUGGGAGAGCACGCAAGUUUCAAUGUGCUGACCGGGACCGAAGCUUACACCGGGAGAGAGGACGUGGCGAAUGGUAGAGGAAGGAGGCCGGACGAGGGCAAGCAAGCGGAGGAAGGGGACAAGGUUGGGGCUGACGUUAUGGAGGAUCAUGGCAGGGAGGAGGAGGGGGCAGCAAGAGAAGGUCAGGAGGAGGUAGAGGACGGGAGGCUUCUUGAGGCGAGGAGGUACCGGGAGGAGAUGGCGAGGGGAGAGGCCUUGUUCGGCACUGAGCUGGAGCGAUUUCACGUGGCUCCGGGGCAGGCUCAGAUCAUGCCCAACUACCUGCGGCUGCAGUUCCGCGAGUCAGCAGAGCGGAGCAGGAGGAAGAAGCUCGCGGCGCUGGGAGACCUGGAGGGAGCGAGGCAGGUCAGGAAGUCGGAGCUAGCAAGGGGGUCGAUCCUCCACUUAGCGCGGGCUCGGGAUGAGGUGUACACGAGCCGGGGGAUGCGAAAGGUGGGGGGAGGAGGCUUGCCGAUGUGGGACCAGGUCAUGGAGGAUGAGGAGGAGGUGGAGGACCUGGAGGCAAUCAUGGGAAGGAGGGAGAAGGACCGGCAAAUGCGAUGGAGAAAGCUCAAGAUCGGUGCUCCCAGCAUGAGCCAGACGGUGAAGAGCAGGGAGCUGGAUGUGCUGAGGAAGGGGAGGGGAAGCGAGAGGAAGGAGGCGAGUAGGCUGAUCAGAACGAUUAGGUAG
Molecule: messenger RNA, 2835 nt
Organism: Guillardia theta CCMP2712
Lineage: Eukaryota; Cryptophyceae; Pyrenomonadales; Geminigeraceae
Exons: 11
Coding region: 1-2835 (944 amino acids)
Biological process (GO): spindle organization; mitotic cell cycle; establishment of meiotic spindle localization
Cellular component (GO): spindle pole
Molecular function (GO): protein binding
Source: RefSeq, a predicted model, not a curated record